Molecule: messenger RNA, 1576 nt
Organism: Rhopilema esculentum
Lineage: Eukaryota; Metazoa; Cnidaria; Scyphozoa; Rhizostomeae; Rhizostomatidae
Source: RefSeq, a predicted model, not a curated record
AUGAUGAUGUCCACCAAGAUAGCAAAGAUCGAAAUCUAUAAUCUGAGGGUGGAGAGCAAAGACCAGAGUUUCAGUCUAAACUUAGAUGUGAGCAAAGUGAACAGGAAGGAGCUUUUGACAGUGCCUAACCCAAACUAUGGAGAAAUGACUAAGAAAUUUUCACACCUUAAAGGUGUGUAUAUGGAAGAAAGAUCAGACAAAGAAGCGUUACCAAUACAUCUUAUCAUAGGAGCUAGUGACUAUGCAAAGAUAAAAACUCCAACAAAGCCUAGAGUAGGGAAGCCAGGGGAGCCAGUGGCAGAGCUUACAGGGUUCGGAUGGACUAUAAUGUCACCUGGAUACGAGAUAGAAUCAAAUAACAUGUUUUUCGCAAAGUCAGCACUUGCCGAUUUUGAUAGAUUAUGUUCACUAGAUGUCCUAGGCAUACAGGACAAAGCAGAGAAAGACAUAGUUAUCCAAGAUUUCAAAGAUCAGUUGGAAAGGAGCCCAGAAGGUUGGUACAGGACCGGUCUUCUUUGGAAAUCAGAGAUCCCAGACCUGCCAGACAAUGAACAAGGAAGCAAGUCAAGAUUGAAAAGGCUCGUGCAAAGGUUAGAAAGACAGCCAGAGCUUUAUGAUAAGUAUGAAGAAAUACUACUGCAACAGGAGCAAGAAGGAAUUAUAGAGAAAGUUACCUGUCAGAGCAAAGAAGGAAGAAAGUUUUAUUUACCACACCGAGCCAUAGUAAGAGAGUCAGCAGAGUCGACCAAAGUAAGAAUUGUAUUCGAUGCAUCUGCAAGAGCAAACGAUCAAUCACCAUCACUCAACGAUUGCCUCGAAACAGGCCCCCCAUUGCAAAACCUGAUCUGGGACAUUUUGGCGCGAAACAGAUUGCAACCCAUCACACUAUGCGCAGAUAUGAAACAAGCUUUCCUACAAAUAAGAAUUAAAGAGCAGGACAGAGAUGUGUUAAGGUUCCAUUGGUUGAAAGACAGAGAUUUAGAGAAACUUGAAGUCUAUCGAUUCACUCGAGUAAUGUUUGGAUGCAGCCAAUCGCCAUUUUUGCUUUGUGCUACCGUAAAGAAACAUCUUGAAGAAUGUAGAGCAGAGUUUCCUGAGGAAGUCUCAGAAAUUGAAAGAAGCAUCUACGUCGAUGACCUUCUGCUAGGUGGGUCAUCCAUCACAGAGGUACAGAAAUUGAAAGAGUCAGCCAUAGAAAUAUUCGACAGUGCAAAGUUUACAUUGCACAAAUUGCACUCAAACAGAAAAGAGUUAGAGACAGAUGAUGGUGAUCAAGAAGAAAUAGAUGAGAGUUUUGCCAAACAGCAGCUGGGAACAAAGGCCAAAGAGUCCAAACUAUUAGGGCUUACAUGGGACAAACAGAAGGAUACCAUUGCAGUCUCAAUAAAGAAAGAGAAAGGAAGAGGAUCAACAAAGAGAGAAUUAUUGCAACAUCUGGCUUCAAUAUAUGACCCACUGGGAAUUAUUUCACCAAUUACCCUAGUUGGAAAGAUCAUUUUCAGAGAUGCAUGUAAACAAGGUGUCAAAUGGGAUGAAGGACUACCAAAAGACCUCAAUGAAAGAUUCGUGCAGUGGA